Messenger RNA from Mollisia scopiformis, 1347 nucleotides. RefSeq names its product casein kinase-like protein I. Gene Ontology annotation, molecular function: ATP binding; protein serine/threonine kinase activity. Lineage: Eukaryota; Fungi; Ascomycota; Leotiomycetes; Helotiales; Mollisiaceae. The transcript is spliced from 5 exons. The record is from RefSeq and is a predicted model, not a curated record. Bases 1 to 1347 code for a protein of 448 amino acids. Gene Ontology annotation, biological process: signal transduction; peptidyl-serine phosphorylation; endocytosis. Gene Ontology annotation, cellular component: nucleus; cytoplasm.
AUGAGUUCCUCAUCGUCAAACGUCGUUGGUGUUCACUAUAGAGUCGGAAAGAAGAUUGGCGAGGGGUCCUUUGGAGUCAUCUUUGAAGGCUUGAACCUGCUAAACAAUAGCUCAGUGGCCAUCAAAUUCGAGCCUCGAAAGAGUGAUGCCCCACAAUUACGAGACGAGUACCGAACAUAUAAAAUUCUUGUUGGCUGCCCUGGUAUUCCUAAUGUCUAUUAUUUCGGUCAAGAAGGCCUCCACAACAUCUUGGUCAUCGACCUCCUGGGUCCUUCUCUUGAAGAUCUUUUCGAUCACUGCAACAGGAGGUUCUCCAUCAAGACUGUUGUUAUGGUAGCGAAGCAGAUGCUUUCUCGAGUCCAGACCAUCCACGAAAAGAACCUCAUCUACCGAGACAUCAAACCUGACAAUUUCAUCAUUGGCCGACCUGGGUCAAAGUCUGCUAAUGUAAUCCAUGUCAUAGAUUUUGGCAUGGCCAAGCAAUAUCGAGACCCUAAGACCAAGCAACAUAUUCCAUAUCGUGAGCGAAAGUCGUUGUCUGGCACUGCAAGAUAUAUGAGUAUCAACACACAUCUGGGCAGAGAACAAUCACGACGAGACGAUUUGGAGGCGUUGGGUCAUGUUUUCAUGUACUUCUUGAGAGGCGGCUUGCCCUGGCAAGGGCUUAAGGCUGCAACCAACAAGCAAAAAUAUGAGAAGAUCGGAGAGAAGAAGCAAACGACUGCCAUCAAGGAUCUUUGUGAUGGCUUUCCAGAGGAGUUCAAUAAAUACCUGAGCUACGUCCGAAAUCUUGGGUUUGAGGAUACCCCGGACUACGAUUAUCUUCGAGACCUUUUCACCCAGGCGUUGAAGAAUACCGGUGAAGUUGAGGAUGGAGAGUAUGACUGGAUGAAGCUCAACAAUGGCAAGGGAUGGGAGGCCAUGAAGCAACAUCCAUCACAGCAUAUGUUGCAUCAACCAAAUGCCGUCCCAGGCGCAUCGCAGAGAGAAUUACAUGGUACUACAAGAGCAGGAAAUAGCACACCAGGCCAUCUCACUGCCGCCCGUUUAAACGCCGCGCAGCCCCCGCCUCCAUCUCCAAUCAAACCGGGGAUGGGCAAGACGCGCGAUCGGCCAAACGCCCCAGGCGGAUUGGCUCCAAAACGCAGCAGCGGAGCGGCGGGGGGCCUCCAAGACGUCGCUACUCCAACAGGCUCAACCCAGGCACAGUUCCAGAACAGCUCGAACAACUUGCCCCAGAGGAUGACGCCCCAACCCAACAUGAAUGCUCAACCACAGAACGGGAGAACCUCAGAACCCCAGAUGUCGGGCUUCCAGAAGCUGAUGAAGACGCUCUGCUGCGGUUAG